Nycticebus coucang (slow loris) is the source of this 3268-nucleotide messenger RNA. It is a transcript of the gene AEBP2, whose product is annotated as AE binding protein 2. The coding region runs from base 210 to 1748 and encodes 512 amino acids. Gene Ontology annotation, biological process: regulation of transcription by RNA polymerase II. The record is from RefSeq and is a predicted model, not a curated record. The transcript has 9 exons. NCBI's taxonomy places the organism in Eukaryota, Metazoa, Chordata, Mammalia, Primates, Lorisidae. Gene Ontology annotation, cellular component: ESC/E(Z) complex.
GCGUGAGUGCGCGGAGUCGCGCGCCUGUCCCCGCGCGGGCUCCGUAGCGCGUGUGCAGGCUGACGCAGCCCGCGGGCCCUCCUCCUGCUCUGCAGCGGCAUCGGCGGAGUUUUGGGCGUUUGGGAGGGGGCGAGGGAGCUAGAGUCGAGAGAGGGAGGCGGUGGCGGCGGCGGGGAGGAGGAGGAGGAGGAGGAGGAGCAGGCGCCGCCAUGGCCGCCGCUAUCACCGACAUGGCCGACCUGGAGGAGCUCUCCCGCCUGAGCCCUCUGCCCCCCGGCAGCCCCAGCCCGGCGGCGCGGGGCCGGGCUGAGCCUCCGGAGGAGGAGGAGGACGAAGAGGAGGAGGAGGCGGAGGCCGAGGCGGUGGCGGCGCUGCUGCUGAACCGCGGCAGCGGUGGGGGCGGCGGCGGCGGAGUAGGGGGCGGUGAGGCGGAGACGAUGUCGGAGCCGAGCCCCGAGAGCGCCAGCCAGGCCGGGGAGGACGAGGACGAGGAGGACGACGAGGAGGAGGAAGAGGACGAGAGCAGCAGCAGCGGCGGGGGCGAAGAGGAGAGCAGCGCCGAGAGCCUGGUGGGCAGCAGCGGCGGGAGCAGCAGCGACGAGACGCGUUCGCUGAGCCCCGGCGCCGCCAGCAGCAGUAGCGGGGAUGGGGACGGCAAGGAGGGCCUGGAGGAGCCCAAGGGACCGCGGGGCAGCCAGGGCGGCGGCGGGGGCGGCAGCAGCAGCAGCAGCGUCGUCUCCAGCGGCGGCGACGAGGGCUACGGGACCGGGGGAGGCGGAAGCAGUGCGACCUCCGCGGGCCGCCGAGGUAGCUUGGAGAUGUCGUCGGACGGGGAGCCCCUGAGCCGCAUGGACUCGGAGGACAGCAUAAGCAGUACUAUAAUGGAUGUAGACAGCACAAUUUCCAGUGGGCGUUCAACUCCAGCAAUGAUGAAUGGACAAGGAAGCACUACUUCUUCAAGCAAAAAUAUUGCCUAUAAUUGUUGUUGGGACCAGUGCCAAGCUUGCUUCAACUCUAGCCCAGAUCUGGCCGAUCACAUCCGUUCCAUACAUGUAGAUGGUCAGCGAGGAGGGGUAUUUGUUUGCUUAUGGAAAGGUUGUAAAGUCUAUAACACUCCAUCCACCAGUCAGAGUUGGUUACAGAGGCAUAUGUUGACACACAGUGGAGACAAACCUUUCAAGUGUGUUGUCGGUGGCUGUAAUGCCAGCUUUGCUUCUCAGGGAGGGCUAGCUCGCCAUGUACCCACACACUUCAGCCAGCAGAACUCCUCAAAAGUUUCUAGCCAGCCAAAGGCCAAAGAAGAAUCUCCUUCUAAAGCUGGAAUGAACAAAAGGAGGAAGCUAAAGAACAAGAGACGGCGCUCAUUACCACGACCACAUGAUUUCUUCGAUGCACAAACACUGGAUGCGAUAAGACAUCGAGCCAUAUGCUUUAACCUCUCAGCUCAUAUAGAAAGUUUAGGGAAGGGACACAGUGUUGUUUUUCAUAGUACUGUAAUAGCUAAGAGAAAAGAGGAUUCUGGAAAGAUAAAACUUUUGCUUCAUUGGAUGCCUGAAGACAUUCUGCCUGAUGUGUGGGUGAAUGAAAGUGAACGACAUCAAUUAAAAACUAAAGUAGUUCAUUUAUCAAAGCUACCCAAAGAUACCGCCUUGCUUUUGGACCCAAACAUAUACAGAACAAUGCCGCAGAAGAGGUUGAAGAGAACUCUGAUAAGACAAGUGUUCAAUUUGUAUUUAACCAAACAGUGAACGACAUUUGCAAUCAACUAAAAAUUCGUCUAUCGAAUUAGGGCUGAAAAUUACUGUUAAAGAGUGUUGCAGUAUGUCUCGUGGCUCCCUUUUCAGGACUAGGGUUUUCUCAUGGAGUACAGUAUGUUAAUAUUUACCUAUAUAAUCUGUUAACGGUUUUUGAAAAACCUCUCUUUGAAAUUAUUUGAGUAAUCUUUCCAUACUUUCAUUUAACCUGUAUGACUCUAAUUUUUUUCCGAGGAAAGCAUUUGGUUUUUGGCUUGUUUUUUCUUAAUGUAAGAAAAAUUGUAUUUUUUUUAAAAGUAUCUUCAAACUGAAUCCUUUAUGCACCAAAGUUGGUUUUGAAAAGAAAAAUAAAAUCACUUUCUUGCUUGGUAAGCAAGAAGCCAUAUGGAUUUUUUUUAACUUACAGAAAUGGAAAUAUGUGUAACUUGUUAGUAUUGUAUCAAACAAAUGUUGCAUAGAGAUAAUAGAACAUCGCUUGUAAAUAAUUCAGCAGAUUUGUAAUAUAUUUUUAUAUUUUGAAAAUGUACUGUAGAUGUUUUUCUAGAGGCAUGAAAGUUAAAUGUAUAUAUUAUGGUAGAAAUAAUAUUGAAGGAUAUUGUAAUUCACUAGUGCUGCCAGAGGAAUUGUUAAUAAAGCACCUUCUUUAACAAUAAAUGUCUUUUGCAGACUUAAGGGACUAUGUACUACUGUUAAUAUCUAUACGAACAAACACAUUGAACAUCCUUCCAGAAAGUCUUUGAGGGAGGACCUAUACCCAUAAUAGAAUUAUGGCACUCAUUUCUGACAGUGAUCGUGAAAUCAAUUAUUUCCUUACUGUUGGAAGGACAUAUUUUAAAGUAUGUGGUUAUAUGCAGUCAAACUGCAGAAAAUACUCCUGAUUGAGGAGUUUUCACUUUACUACAGUGAUAUAAAAACCAGCAGUUUUUACACUAAAUUUUUUAAGAAAGAAUAGACAAAAAUAUAAAAUUAAACCUUUGGUUCCAAAAUGGGAAAGGUUCCAUAAUACAUAAAUCAUUUCUCAUUUGCUUUAAAAAACUAAAAAAUAAAAAUUAUAGGAGGCUUUAUUCAUUAACAAUGGGGUAAAGAGCUAUAUACAUGAAAUGAAUCUUAUAAAAUUAAAUGAAGUGCAAAUAGAAGCACUGCUAUUAUAAGACAUUCUGGAAUGGUUGUUUAAUAAGGGUCUUAUCCAUAUGAUCUGUAGCAAAUGUGAUUUAUUUUUAAAAAGAAAAGAAAAGCAGUGUGUUUUCUUACUAUUUUUUUGUUUUCUUUUGCUUAAGCACUUCAUCAAUUGCUUUAUUCUGUAUCUGCAAAGUAAUCUGCAAUCUCCUUUGUUCUUUUUAAAAUUUGAUUUGUUAUAAAAUUGCCAAAUAGAAGUGUUUCAGAUAUAUAGUUUGUACCUGUAUUUUUAUUUUAUUGUCCCAUUUUCUUGUAAGUCAUUCUUAAUUGACCGAUGAUUGUAGACCUUGCUUGAGUAUUUUUUCUAAUAAAACAAAGCAAAUCACAUUUAGCUUCAA